Molecule: messenger RNA, 1053 nt
Organism: Solea senegalensis (Senegalese sole)
Lineage: Eukaryota; Metazoa; Chordata; Actinopteri; Pleuronectiformes; Soleidae
Product: homeobox protein Hox-A3-like
Exons: 3
Coding region: 244-1053 (269 amino acids)
Biological process (GO): regulation of transcription by RNA polymerase II
Cellular component (GO): nucleus
Molecular function (GO): RNA polymerase II cis-regulatory region sequence-specific DNA binding; DNA-binding transcription factor activity, RNA polymerase II-specific
Source: RefSeq, a predicted model, not a curated record
UUUGCGGGGAAACGUGAGGAGGACCUCUGCAAACUGCUCCAACACACUGGACGGACAGAAUGUGUCACCGUGAGGGGAUGAGCUGGCAAAGAAGGAGAGAGAAAAAAAACACACACACCUCUCAGGCCAGCAGCUCAGGCUUUCUGGAAACCUGCCAUGUGACAUUUGGCUGCCAACGCUCUAUCAGAAGGUCAAAGUGGAGAGAGAGUGUGUGUGUGUGAGGGGGUCCACGGUGCACAUUUCAUGGAAAUGCAGACAACCAAAGCUGCGCACAUUAACGUCCUCCACCACCACCACCACUACGACUUCUUUAGCCAGUCCCUGCCUGAUGUCAGCGCGGUUGUUUGUCAGCAAAUGACGCAAGAGGAAACAUUUGCGCGCACGUCUGUCUGCAGGUCAAAGCAGCAAAAGCCCAACUUCACCAUGAGCAAAACCAUUUUCCCCUGGAUGAAGGAGUCCAGACAGUCACAGCAGAAACACGGCAGGAGAACAUCAGACUGCACCAUCAACGAGAAGUGCCCAAGCGCGACCCCGGCCUCCAAGCGGACGCGCACCGCGUACACGAGCGCGCAACUGGUGGAGCUGGAGAAGGAGUUCCACUUCAGCCGCUACCUGUGCCGGCCACGGCGGGUGGAAAUGGCCAAUCUGCUCAAUCUCCACGAGAGGCAGAUCAAGAUCUGGUUUCAGAACCGGAGGAUGAAGCAGAAGAAGGACGAGAGAGAGCAGGGCCUCCCCACCUCCUCACCCCCGUCCUCCCCCUCCGCCCCGGGCAGCCCCACUCUGUCGAGCCUGGGUUAUGUCCAUCUGGGCGGGGAUUACCAGCCGGCCUCUCCUCCGCUCGAGUCCCAGCACCAGCAGCCACAUCAGCCGACAUACCACGCAGAAUACCCGGCUCCUGGGUUCACGCACGGCCCACAAUUCGAUGUACAGUACAGCACUCACAACAACGCACACGCAAAAAACUCGGAUCUGGAUGUGACAGGUUCAUAUUUCCCUCAGAGCUGCACACCUCAGGACAGAAUCAUGCAAGCUCCAAAACUGACUCAUCUGUAG